AUGGUGGGCGGGUGGGGGCUGGCUGCUUCCUCUCAAUUGUCAGAGGUGGCUAUAGGCACUAAUAACUAACCACUGGUCUCUAAAUGCUCCAUUGUAAUUGUAGCAGCCUUUUGCUUGGCUAAGGAGAAAAUCUCUCUGUGUUCUGCUUGCAACUCUUUGUACAAAGAUUCUUUCAGGUUGCAGUGAGGGGGGCCAUUCAAAUACCGUGAGCCCAUUGGAGAAAAGGUAGGCUCUGAAUGGAAUAAUACAUUAAAUAUGCAAACUACGUAUUCCAAAGAGCUUGUAAUGAGCAAUGUUGGUUAUCCAAUCACUUUUUCAGAAGAGCUGUGAACUCAAAAGCCAAUGCAGUCUGUCUUGGUGCUUCCAGCAGGAGGGACUUCUCUUAGGUUCAAAAUAUUUUUUAUUAACAGGCCAAUCAAAUCACAUUAAUUCCAAAUCACAUUAAUUCCAAAUUAUACAGCCAAAUUUUUAAAAUUAUUUUUUGGGGUACCCAUACUUCAAGCUCCGAAAGGGGUCCAAACAUCACUCUUGCUGCUGCUUUGAUUAAACAGUUCUAUCCAGUUCUGUCCAGAUAGUCUUUUUGUUAUUUUCUUCAUCUUGUUGUUGUUAUCAUAUAUUCCUUUCUUUGUGAUCUCUGAUAAUCUUCACAACCGGGUGAAAGACAAACAUCUCCUGUGUGGGUUUUACACUCUCCAAAAAUCAUAUCACAUAAAGGACAGACGCCAUUUCCACAUCUCCAUUAAAAACAUUCCCCCAGUCUGUCCGUUGAUUCACAGGCUUGCCAAUCUAUAUCUCAGAGGGCCCUGCCAGGUCAAGAUAACGUUCCGAUAACCAUACAUUCACAUUCCAAUGACCCUGGUCCUCUUCCCCCUCGUCCUCCUAUGGGCAAGCCUGUCUUCACGAAAUUCCAUUUAUAACUGUGUCAUAAAACUUUCCUUCCAUUCCCCGGUGUUUCCACCAGUUCUCUCUUUAAUCAGUAAUUCAUUCCCACACAGUUCUUGGUCUCCUGCUUGUGAUUAAUAAUCGCAACGAUUCUUCUUUCUGGAGGGGAGGGUUAUUGGUACUCACAUAAGGCAAAAAAAGAAAAGUUUUUUCCUCCCCCCCUUUCUGUUUCACUCCAACAUACCAGUCUUUUAAUGAUGAUUCUUCACUUGAUUUAUUUGUCCAACCCGUCGCUCCGCUCACAGAGAUCCCAUUAAUCAGUAGUCUUUACUCCCGAUCUUCACUUGAUGUAUGUGCAUUAGCUUCUUUCCAAUUAUAUAUUUCCAAUUAUAUAUUUUGAGCUAAUGCGAACCAGUGCGCUGAUUAGAGACAGUGUCAGGGAGAGCCGAUCUCACUCAAGGGCUUCGUGCCAAGUGUCCACACCCCCUUCUUUCGAAUCCGGGGGUGAAUUAUGGACACAGCUGGCAAGGCAGUCCCCCCCAUCCCCUUGGGGGGGCAAGGGAGGCUACAUACUCCCAUAGCAGCCUCUUAAUUACCUUGUGUGGGUCGGAGAGAUGUUAUUGUUGGCCAUCUUCCAAUGCGCCCCCUGGUGGCCCCCAGGAGGGACUUCUCUUGUCAGGACACCACUGCAGGGGAGGCCCUUUCCUGUGCCAUCAGCACACAGUAAGGUACACCUUUUGGUGGGACAGCCAGCCUUGUUUUGUUCCAGCUCUUUUUUUACAGACCUCACAGACCUACCUGUGCCAGAAGCAGAUCUGCUCCAUUGACAAGUAAGAGGCGGUGUCAGAAUUCUUGAUACAUCAAGUGAACAUCUGCAGUGUGGGAUUGACUUCGCUGCUUUAGGUAACCGGCUGUUUUUGCUCCUGUGUCUGGAGGGGAGGGCUGCUGAAGACCUUAGUCUCUUUCAGGUGCAUCUCAGUGACUCCAGAAAUAGAAUUUUGCAAGCCUUCAGGAAACUUAAUGGCAAGUGAGCUUCACACUCCACAAUUCAGUAAUCUUUUUCAGUACAAUCCUUUUGGGCUGGCUUCUCCAUUUCCCCUGCUUGAUCUCUUCACAGUUCUGUCCAAGAGCCCACCACACUCAGGGGAAGCCCGCUCUUCCUGCAGAAGUCAGGUCAGUAAGAACAGCUGUGUUCCAAAAACAUUUCUCUGGAAUUGGCGGGAAAGGGCCAGGGACAAACUAAUGAGUCCAGAUUGCUUUUCAUAGACCGGCAGAAGGAGCUUCCAGGCCCAUGAAUUCACACUUCAGAGGGACAAAGAAAAAGGUGAGCAUAAAGGCAGCGUUUGAAGACUGGAACCAGUCUCUCUGUUGUGCAAAUUAAUGGCAGUCAACAUGGCACUCUGUGACUUAAACAUAUCUAGGUGAAUAUCCCUUGCUUGGGAAGGGAUAAAUCCUUGAUUGUGUUCUGUCUGCAACUUCAUAACAUUUAAGGGUUUUCCCCCCUGAGAGAACAUUCUGUAUUCAGAGUGUUCUCUCAGGUUUUGCUUUUCACCUUGUUGCAUUGCCAAAAAAGAAAGCAAAAGGCACUGGUGUUUGGCACUCCUGGUUUCCAGGACGGGGUUCAAGUAACUGCGGUGCCCUUGCUUACUUUCAGUGCAACCUCUCUCUCUCUCUCUCUAUCUAUCUCUCCCCCCGAAGAACUAAAUCAAGCAACUUGCUCCCCUGAUACAUCGUCACUGGAUUACGUGGAUGCUUCCCAUCCUAGCACCCCCAGCCAUAGGGAACAAACCACUUACUACUACUUCUUCUUUUAAAAAAAGACUGUCUCUUAAUUUUCCAUUGUUUGUUUAGGAAGUAACCUAACUAUGCAAACAAAUGAUCCUAUUUAGAUUAUGCAGAAUGUGGAAAAGGCCGGGAUGAAAGAAGAAAUGGCAUCACGUUCACUCAUUAGCAGAAGGUCCUCGCCGUCCGCUAAGUCAGUCCCCGCACACUGAGGUAAACCCGGCGGGGCGUUUUGGCUGGCGGGCUGGAUUUAUGAGCCUGGCGGGCCGGACUUGGCCUGCGGACCGUAGUUUGGGGACCCCUGCAUUAUAAGAACCGUCCAUCCAGAUCUUCAGGAGGGCCAGGAUUGCAUUUUGCAACAUUUUCCACAUUAGUUUGUGGAAAUUUCUUUCUUACUUCGGGGCGGUAUGUUGAUAAAGGGAAUGGCACACCUUCCUCUGCAACGAGAUUUUCAAAUUCCACACUUAUCUGGAACAUGCACAUUUUUGCUAGUUAUCUGAGGAAACAUUGUACAGUAAACUGGAAGAGGAAGUGUGAGUCAUUGGUGCUCCCAUGCUGACGAGGGAAGGCGGGAUCUGGACCAGCAAGAGCAUUGCCUGCGCAGGGGUGGAGGGAGGAAGGGGGAGAAGGCAGGAUUGGCAUCGCCCGUCCACCCUGCACCCAUCCCUGGGUGGUAGAUCACUGCCAGUUUUUAUAUUGGAUCGUAGAUCACACUCUACUUCUGGUUGGACAUGCCUGAUCUAGAGGUGUGAGAGGAAAAUGACUGAUAAGCAAAACAAAAAAUCCUCUUGUUUUUCCUCAGAAUAAGGAAUAAAAUAUUUUUUUCAAAAAAUAAUAAUACUUUUGCUACAGUUUAAUUACACUGAUACAAUGCUCCCAGAUCCACGAUUCAAAAUGACUCCAGCAUGAGCCUAAACAAGGAGUGGUCCUAGGACCAAGCUAGGAACUUGAUGAACAUAUUGCUGCUGCCACAUCCUGGCACAGCCUUUGUACAACACAGGUCAGCAGUUGCUCUUUCCUCUCAUUUGUCUUCUGAAUUAAGUUAAAGAAGCUGAUGUGUGUUGAUUUCCUAUUUUAUAUUGCUAUGGUAAUAGGAUCUCUAUACUUCCCUGGAGUUUCUUUGCUUGAGCUUUGAGCAUGUGACCAAGACAACAGUUUUGACUUCAAAAUUGUAUUAAGUGGAUUGGGAGAAGAGAUCGCAAGUAUAAUUUGGGUAGCAUUCAUGGAUAUUUUCCAGGGUUUGGUCUCUUUCAGCCCAUCAAUCUGAAAAUAAAUACUGCUGCCAUUAGGUUGCAAACUGCAAAAGUGGCCACACACAAUGCUAUUGCUGCCUUUGCGCAUCAAGGCUAUGUGAAGGACAUAAUGUAAGCAUAUGGAUUUCAUAUCACACAAAUUUCCUAGGGCAACUUCAGAAAAUAGCUACUUGUGGAAAGCCUGCAAUAUUUUUUUUAGUAAGUGAGUUAUGUAAAGAUUAGAAAAGGCCAAACCAGAAUACUUUAUAAGGUAAGAAAUGGAUGCAUGCCACAUGAAAAUAUUUAAAUGUCUUCCAGAUGUGAGCACCCACCCACCCUCUUUCUGACUUGCAAUUUGAUGGUUGUAUUAAUAAAAUACCAAGCAUAUUAUGAAAUAUACACUUACAUUUAGUUCAAUAUUUGUUUGUCUGUUCUCUUUGCCCAAGUUCUUCAAGUCAAAGAUCCCCUACUGUGUAAUAAAUCCAGAGAAGAAAGUUGAAUCAGCUACCAAUGAGAUAAAACAUCAAAGUUUCAAAUGCUUUGAACCUUUUGAAUUAUUUUUAUGGGUUUAUAAUGUAAACGUGCAAACCUAGGGUAUAGUUCAUUGGCAAUAUGUUUUGUGUGAACCACCUCAGAAGUGAAUAAGGUGAGAACAGGUACCUCCUUGUUCACUGACACGGUUGCUGCCCAAGAGUCCUUCUUGCCCUGCCUUCUCACAAACUCGGUGCAUAAGCUAAGCACAGUGGGCUGGAUCUGGACAGGAAGCUAGGAACAUUUAUGCUGCAGUCCUAACUGUGUCUACUUAGAAGCAGGUUCUAUUGAAGUAAGUGGAGGCUUCUUCCCAUGUAGAUGGGUUUAGGCCAGUUCCUACUGAAAUAAGUGGGACCUAAGUCAUGGGAUGCGGGUGGCGCUGUGGUCUAAACUACAGAGCCUAGGGCUUGCUGAUCAGAAGGUAGGAGGUUCAAAUCCCCACGAUGGGGUGAGCUCCUGUUGCUCAAUCCCAGCUCCUGCCAACCUAGCAGUUCCAAAGCACGUCAAACUGCAAGUAGAUAAAUAGGUACCACUCCGGUGGGAAGGUAAACUGCGUUUCCGUGCGCUGCUCUGGUUCACCACAACCCCAGAGUUGGCCACGACUGGACCUAAUGGUCAGGGGUCCCUGACCAUUAGGCCCAGUCACAGAUGACUCUGGGGAUGUGGCACUCAUCUCUCUUUAUUGGCCGAGGGAGCUGGCGUACAGCUUCCAGGUCAUGUGGCCAGCAUGACUAAGCCACUUCCAGUGAACCUUACCUUUACCUUCAAGUCAAGGCUGCAAUCCUAACUCAUCUUACCGGGAGUGAGCCCCACUGAAUUUAAAAGCAUUUACUUCUAGGUAGGCAUGAUUUGGAUUGCACUGUUAGUCUGGAUCCAUCCUGUUCUCUACCCUCCCUCACAAAUGCCACAACAGCACUGAUCUAUGCCUGCUUUGGCCGAGUAGCCAGCAUUUCAGCAACAAGCAGCUGAAGAACAAUCAUGGACCUCAGCUAGGUCUGGGUGAUGAUGUGGUGCAGUUAAUGGGUUAUGGGUUACUGUUGUUCUCUUAAUCUUAAGGAUUAAUAUCUGCAUAACAGUUGGGUUUCUUUUCCCUCUGUGGUCUGGGUAUCCUGGUCGAGGCCCCUGUAUUAAAUACCUAAAAUAGAAAACAAAUAAAACAUUUGAUUCACCUAGCUAAAAACAAAGCUAGCAAAUGAAACGUUUCCUUUUCCUUCUAGAAAAAAAAGCUACGCAUUUGCUCUUUUGCUGCUUUGGAAAGAAUUAGUAAAUAA
Messenger RNA from Podarcis lilfordi (Lilford's wall lizard), 5698 nucleotides. NCBI's taxonomy places the organism in Eukaryota, Metazoa, Chordata, Lepidosauria, Squamata, Lacertidae. The record is from the annotation of a GenBank genome assembly.